Messenger RNA from Condylura cristata (star-nosed mole), 1534 nucleotides. It is a transcript of the gene EEF1G, whose product is annotated as eukaryotic translation elongation factor 1 gamma. Gene Ontology annotation, biological process: translational elongation. Gene Ontology annotation, molecular function: translation elongation factor activity. Lineage: Eukaryota; Metazoa; Chordata; Mammalia; Eulipotyphla; Talpidae. The transcript is spliced from 10 exons. The record is from RefSeq and is a predicted model, not a curated record. Gene Ontology annotation, cellular component: nucleus; cytoplasm. Bases 145 to 1458 code for a protein of 437 amino acids.
UCGUGCGUAUGCCUUCUAUGCCGUCCUCGCUUUCCGGCUGCUGUUUCUGUACGGCUCUCCCCUGACCGCCCCCUCCCUUCUCUCCCUGGCGGCGUACUUUGCGGCAGCGCCAAGAGCCCCACCCCCUUUCUCUGCGGAAUCACCAUGGCGGCUGGGACCCUGUACACAUACCCUGAAAACUGGAGGGCCUUUAAGGCUCUCAUUGCCGCCCAGUACAGCGGGGCUCAGGUCCGCGUGCUCUCCGCACCACCCCAUUUCCAUUUUGGCCAAACCAAUCGCACCCCUGAAUUUCUUCGUAAAUUUCCAGCCGGCAAGGUUCCAGCAUUUGAGGGUGAUGAUGGAUUCUGUGUGUUCGAGAGCAAUGCCAUUGCUUACUAUGUGAGCAAUGAGGAGCUGCGGGGAAGUACUCCAGAGGCAGCUGCACAGGUGGUACAGUGGGUGAGCUUUGCUGAUAGCGACAUCGUGCCCCCAGCCAGUACCUGGGUCUUCCCUACCUUGGGCAUCAUGCACCACAACAAGCAGGCCACAGAGAAUGCAAAGGAGGAGGUGAGGCGAAUCCUGGGGUUGCUGGACGCUCACUUGAAGACAAGGACUUUUUUGGUGGGCGAACGAGUGACACUGGCUGACAUCACAGUUGUCUGCACCCUGUUGUGGCUCUAUAAACAGGUCCUGGAGCCUUCUUUCCGCCAGGCCUUCCCCAAUACCAAUCGCUGGUUCCUUACCUGCAUUAACCAGCCCCAAUUCCGGGCUGUGUUGGGGGAGGUGAAGCUUUGUGAGAAGAUGGCCCAGUUUGAUGCUAAAAAGUUCGCAGAGAGCCAGCCUAAAAAGGACACCCCACGUAAGGAGAAGGGUUCUCGGGAGGAAAAGCAGAAGCCCCAGGCUGAGCGGAAAGAGGAAAAGAAGGCAGCUGCCCCGGCUCCUGAGGACGAGAUGGACGAAUGUGAGCAGGCGCUGGCUGCCGAGCCCAAGGCCAAGGACCCCUUUGCCCACCUGCCCAAGAGCACCUUUGUGUUGGAUGAGUUCAAACGCAAGUACUCCAACGAGAACACACUCUCAGUGGCGCUGCCCUACUUCUGGGAGCACCUUGAUAAGGAUGGCUGGUCCCUGUGGUACUCUGAAUACCGCUUCCCCGAGGAGCUCACCCAGACCUUCAUGAGUUGCAACCUCAUCACUGGAAUGUUCCAGCGAUUGGACAAGCUGAGGAAGAAUGCCUUUGCCAGUGUCAUUCUGUUUGGAACCAACAACAGCAGCUCCAUCUCUGGAGUCUGGGUCUUCCGAGGCCAAGAGCUUGCCUUUCGGCUGAGCCCAGACUGGCAGGUGGACUACGAGUCAUACACAUGGCGGAAACUGGAUCCCAGCAGCGAGGAGACCCAGACGCUGGUUCGAGAGUACUUUUCCUGGGAGGGGGCCUUCCAGCAUGUGGGCAAAGCCUUCAAUCAGGGCAAGAUCUUCAAGUGAACACCUUGUCGUGGCCUAGCUGCCUGCACCUGCCUUUCAGGGAGAAUGGGGGUCAUUAAAGGAAACUGAACAUUGA